AUGGCUCUUACAGAAAAGUCAUGCCUUCGGAUUCGUCUGACGUUGUAUGUGCUGUUCAUUGUGUCCUACGCAGUGGGUGUUGUUGUGUUCAUAAAGCACUUCAAAAAUUAUUGGGCGGGAGCUGGAUUUUUACUGGCCUGCGUCUUAAUUGCCCUGACGGCGCUCAUGCACAUUGUCCAAGCGGAAACGCUUUGUAAGCGUUUUUCGCCGGGAAGCAAGAGCCGUGUUCUCUUCCAGUCAGUUGUACUGACAGGCACCUUGGGCCUUCUUGGCGUUGCGAUGUAUUUGUUGGCUCGAGGCCUCAUGCUGAGGCAGCGGUGGACGGGGGAGUCGCACUUCUGUUCAUUUAUUGCCUUUGCGAACGCCGCAAAGUGGUGCUGCUUAAUCGGCUACCGCUUGCACAAUGCGCGCAUAGCUCCGGACGCCGUCGAGGAGAGGCUUGCGGAGGAGAAGCUGAAUCUUUUCGAGGAUUUGCAGGACGACUUGUCCACGGAGGAGAAAAAAAAUGGUUGUGUAGAGUGA
Trypanosoma rangeli is the source of this 522-nucleotide messenger RNA. RefSeq lists its product as uncharacterized. The record is from RefSeq and is a predicted model, not a curated record. Bases 1 to 522 code for a protein of 173 amino acids. NCBI's taxonomy places the organism in Eukaryota, Euglenozoa, Kinetoplastea, Trypanosomatida, Trypanosomatidae. The transcript has a single exon.